Messenger RNA from Pteropus alecto (black flying fox), 1237 nucleotides. RefSeq names its product uroplakin 1A (gene UPK1A). The transcript is spliced from 7 exons. Gene Ontology annotation, cellular component: membrane. The record is from RefSeq and is a predicted model, not a curated record. Bases 1 to 774 code for a protein of 257 amino acids. NCBI's taxonomy places the organism in Eukaryota, Metazoa, Chordata, Mammalia, Chiroptera, Pteropodidae.
AUGGCUUCUGCAGCAGCAGAGGUGGAGAAGAGGUCUUCGAUUGUGGUGGGGCUGCUGGUUGCAGGCAACAUCAUUAUUCUGCUGUCAGGCCUGGCCCUGUUUGCCGAGACAGUAUGGGUGACAGCUGACCAGUACCACGUGUAUCCACUGAUGGGCGUCUCGGGCAAGGAGGACGUCUUUGCUGCUGCCUGGAUCGCCAUCUUCUGCGGCUUCUCCUUCUUCGUUGUGGCCAGCUUUGGUGUGGGUGCAGCUCUGUGCCGCCGGCGGUCCAUGAUCCUCACGUACCUGGUGCUCAUGCUCAUCAUCUACAUCUUCGAGUGCGCCUCCUGCAUCACGUCCUACACCCACCGAGACUAUAUGGUGUCCAACUCAUCCCUGAUCACCAAGCAGAUGCUGACAUUCUACAGUGCAGACACGGACCAGGGCCAAGAACUGACCCGCCUCUGGGACCGUAUCAUGAUUGAGCAAGAGUGCUGUGGCACAUCUGGUCCCAUAGACUGGGUGAACUUUACAUCAACCUUCCGGGAGGCCACCCCAGAAGUGGUAUUCCCCUGGCCCCCACUGUGCUGUCGGCGGACUGGCAACUUCAUUCCCCUCAGUGAGGAAGGCUGCCGCCUGGGCCACGUGGACUACCUGUUCACCAAGGGCUGUUUUGAAUACAUUGGCCAUGCCAUUGACAGCUACACGUGGGGCAUCUCAUGGUUUGGGUUUGCCAUCCUGAUGUGGACGCUCCCUGUGAUGCUGAUAGCCAUGUAUUUCUACACCACAUUGUGAGGAACAAGAAGGGAAGGCAACGUGCACACUUUGGCCUCGUCCUCCUCCUCUCCUGCUUCCUCCAGCUGAGGCCUGGAUGACUGCCUCAUCCCUCCCCUUCCCACCUCCCUCAUCCUUCCCUCCUUCUACUCUCAAGAUCUUUUACCAAGUUUCCGAGCCCUCCUGGGAGUUGGGAGUGCCCUGAAACUCCUGGACAUGUAUGCAUGGACCCUAAGCUCUUAACCUCAUUUUAUUUGGUUAAUUCCUGGCCCAUCUAUCAGUGCCAAUUUAGAGUCCUGUCCUCAGAUCUCACCAUCCCAACUCCAGAUGCCUCUCUUAUAGCUAGUUCCCUGAGCUCCUCCUUCAUGGUGCAUGUCACCAUUAUUACGGAGUUGUUUGAUUGUCUAUUUAAGCUCUGAUAGAUUGGGAUUGCUGUGAGGGGAGGGACAAGUUCUGUCAUGGUCGCUUUAUUGUCUCCAGCAUU